CGAGCGGACCAAUCAGAGUACAGCACCAUUUCCCAAUUUGGAGGUUCCAGGUUCUGACGCAGCAAUUUUCUGGGGCACGGCGCAAUUUCCAAAAAUUCAGUUUGACAGGCCUUGGCUAGUAUUCUAGAAAGUUGCCUUGUCGAGCGGUCAGUCGGUGGUCGGCUUGCGGGGGCUGAGCCUCCGUGAUGAAGAUUGCCAUGAUGCUCUCAGCGCUGCAAAACAUCUUAACGCCGGCUUAACUGCGAUGGUCUCCGUUGUCUGAACAGUUCCCUGAUUAUAAGACUCUGGGGCCCCAGUAUACCCUCUUUUCGAGCGCCCAGACACAAACACCCACUAGAUACAUCCUAUCUUCUAUACAAAUCAACACGUUCAAGAAAGAAACGAAGAUGGCCGUCACUUCACAAACUACAUACCCCGGCGACGACGUCGUUCCCGACGCUGCCAUGGUCUACAACAGACGGCGCAUCAUCCGCGCCUCCAAGGAAGACAUCUUCCCCUGGCUCGUGCAGCUAGGCAAAGGCCGCGGCGGGUGGUACAUGAGCAAGUCAUGCGAACGUUUCGUGUCAAAGUCGUCUCGCGCAACGCGCCAAAUCCACCCUGAGUGGCAGAAUCUGCAACCCGGCAUGGUGGUCGAGGACUACGGCUUUGGCAAGGAGGAAUUUGUCACUGUCUCGUCCCUCUCUGCGCCGGAUUCGCUUGUCUAUGUGGCAGACAGAUACGGCACACGGUUCACAUGGGCCCUUUUGCUCAAAAGUAUUUCAGAGGAGGAAACGGAGGUGCAUUUGAGAUUCCGGGGACAGAUGGAAAAAACGGGGCUCGCAAAGAAGAUGAUUGUACGUGGUGGCGAUGUGAUUGAUUGGGCGUUUACAGAACCAUUGUUGACCGGGUUGGCGGAGAGAGUGGAAAAGGGGUGUUAAACGAUAGCUUGGGUUAAGACUAUGUUUCGUUUGUAUUUUUAGUUGAUGUUUUUCUACACUUGAUACCAAUAUUUUGCUUUGUUCAUAGAAAUUCCAUCAUUGUUUUGAUAACUGUU
[Torrubiella] hemipterigena is the source of this 1033-nucleotide messenger RNA. Lineage: Eukaryota; Fungi; Ascomycota; Sordariomycetes; Hypocreales; Clavicipitaceae. The record is from the annotation of a GenBank genome assembly.